AUCCAGCUUGUCAAUUUCUCGAGUGUGUAGAUUUCAAGAAUGAAUUCCAAAAUCCAACGUAAAGUUCUUGCAGCUCAGUCCAAGAAGAAGCGGUCCAAGCCGUUGAAAGGCAAAAUGAAGCCAGAUGAUGGUAAAGCUAAGGGCAAUAAAAGUGGUAGCGUGUCGAGCUACAAUGAUGAUGAAUACGAGGUCGAUGAGAAUUCUGACGAUGAAGAGCAAGAAGAUCCGAACGAUUACUGCAAAGGUGGAUAUCAUCCAGUACAGUUGGGUGAUCUCUUCAAUAACAGAUACAGUGUGAUAAGAAAGCUCGGAUGGGGACAUUUUUCCACAGUAUGGCUUGCAUGGGACACAAGUGAUCAAAAGUUUGUAGCUCUAAAGAUCGUAAAAAGUGCCUCCCACUACACAGAGACAGCUAUAGAUGAAAUGAAACUUCUUCGAACAGUUCAUACCGCAGACGUUAAUCAUCCUGGUCAUAAACAUGUUGUGCAGCUGACAGAUGACUUUAAAAUUGUUGGUAUAAAUGGGUCACAUAUAUGUAUGGUGUUUGAAGUAUUAGGUCACAAUUUGUUAAAACUAAUUAUCAAGUCCAGUUACAGGGGAAUCCCCAUUAGCAUAGUGAAGAGUAUUAUAUGUCAGACUCUCAAGGGUCUUGAUUAUCUACACACCAAGUGUAAAAUCAUCCACACAGACAUCAAACCAGAGAAUAUUCUACUAUGUAUCAGUGAGAGACAAAUCCAACAGUUAGCAGCAGAAGCYGUCAUGGCAAAAGAUACUGGAAUCUACUCACCAGCACUAAUAAGCACAGCACCAGCAUCUGUCAUGCAGCAAUCAUGUGAAACAAAAAUAUCUAAAAAUAAAAAGAAGAAAAUGAAGAAAAAAUUAAAAAAGCAAAUCGAAAAACAAAAGUUACAGCAAGAUGAGAUAGAACAGUGCAUGCUACAGGAAUGUGAAGAGGAUUGUGAAGCAGACUGCGAAGAAACAAGUACCACAGAAAAUGUCAGAGAUGAAUGUGUUGAGGAAUCGUCUAAAGAACUUUGUCAGCUUCAGAAUGAAUCAGAGAUGAAUUCUGAUAAUGAAGCGCCAAGUGAACUAAAUAAUGAACUUGAGGAAGAGUUCAUUGAAGAACUGAGUAGUAAAAUGCUACAAGAACAGUGUGUGGUGUCUGAUGAAGAUGAAAAACAACAACAACAACAACAAAACAAACUUAACACAGAAAUAGAAAAACCCUCAAUUAAUGGUGAUGACAAUAGUUCUGAUCUGAUGGAAGAAGAGCCUCCGUUAGACCAAAAAGCAUCCAUUUCUCCGUAUCACGAAAGUACCGAAGGGGACCAAGAGGAAGUUGAUUUUGAUGAAGAUGAUAUUAGAGUUAAGAUUGCUGAUCUUGGGAAUGCAUGCUGGACGCAUCAUCAUUUUACUGAGGAAAUACAAACUCGCCAGUAUCGCUGCCUGGAAGUAUUAAUUGGUGCUAAAUAUGGACCGCCAUCUGAUAUAUGGAGUACUGCAUGUAUGGCAUUUGAAUUGGCAACAGGAGACUUUUUAUUUGAACCUCAUUCAGGAGAGGACUAUUCAAGAGAUGAAGAUCAUCUGGCACAUAUCAUCGAACUUAUUGGAAGAAURCCAAAACAUAUCGCUUUGUCUGGAAAAUACUCCAAAGAUUUCUUUAAUAAGAAAGGUGAACUCAAACAUAUAACUAAGCUAAGACCUUGGGGCUUGUAUGAAGUCCUCACCGAGAAAUAUGAAUGGCCACAUAAAGAAGCCGAAGAAUUAAAGUCUUUUCUUCAGCCCAUGUUAGACUACAACACAGAAAGAAGAGCUACAGCUAAGCAAUGUUUAGAACAUCCAUGGCUACGAGAUGUUCAGUAAACAUCGUGAUAGAAUCGCAUAGUAUUCAAGACUGCAAGCUUACAGCAUGCUGUUGAAUGACUUAUCGCAUCGGCCACUAUUGCAGCUUGACGUUAAAGAGUCCAAAGUUUGAAAGACAACGUAGACGGGUAACAAUAAAUGAUAGCGUUUGCAACAUCAUUUCAUCAGCUACUUCAAAAAACUUUGAAGGGGUGAACGGCGAUCGGUAACAAGCGAUAGUGGAUUAGCGAUAGGAGAUUCCAAGRUCAUUCCGAGAUCCAAGAAUAGCUGGAACUACUGAUGUUCCUUUUUAUUUUUCUUAUAGAUAUAACACAGGUUAUUGUAGAGAUAUUUAGUGUUGUUUGUAGUCGACGAAAACAUUUUAAACACCUCAAAUAUUAGUGUCGAGAUGUAUGCCCUCCUUUCGGUCGUGCAAUCGCCAAACACCGAUCGCCAUUCGCUGUUCGCGCCCUCAACCUUUUUGGAAAUAGGUUUAUGUAAAAUGAGAGUGGCGAUUCGUCAAUGUGAGCAAAAAGACAGCAUAGAGCUAUAUGCUUAUAUCUUGAUGACGUUCACAGAGCUUGCAACAGAGCCUUCUCAAAAUUAACUUGAGGCUAGCAUGAAAAUACGAAUAAAGAAAUCACACUUUUCUCGAUGCUUUUUCCAUAUUAGCCUCACAUCUCACAUUCAAGGUGAUUUUGAAAAAGGUUCAUAACCAUGGUGACGGUAGUGCCACGUGUUAUCCAUUGAUUGAAUGCAAGAUUACUUACGUCAAUAGCUUUUCACAUGAUAACUGUAACAGUAGAGCUUAGGCCCCGUCCACACGUAUCCGGAUAUUUUUGAAUCCGCUACUUUUUUGUUGCGGAUUGGCCUUCCGUUCACACGUAUCCGGCGAAUACGGUAUACGAAUCCGUAACUUUUUGAAUACGGUCUCCAGAGUGGAAAUUUUUGAAUACGGUGUGAAUCCGGUGUCUUGUGGACGGUCGAAUCCGUAUAUUUUUGAGUACGCUGACGCAAACAAACGAAAAUGGCGACAAUCUUUAGUGCGGGCUCUUGGUCAUGUUUAAGUGCGCAUGCUCUGUUAACCUAAGAUUUUGAAAUCCGGAUACGUAUUGGAUACGUGUGGACGGUCUAAAACGAUUCGAAAACGCUGUGUAGACGCAAAGUUUUUUAAAUCCGCAACAAAAAAGGUGCGGAUUCAAAAAUAUCCGGAUACGUGGGACGAGGCCUUAGUCAUAUUGACUUAAAUUGAAGGUGUUUUUUCUCA
This is a messenger RNA of Actinia tenebrosa (Australian red waratah sea anemone), 3109 nucleotides long. RefSeq names its product SRSF protein kinase 3. Gene Ontology annotation, molecular function: protein serine/threonine kinase activity; ATP binding. Lineage: Eukaryota; Metazoa; Cnidaria; Anthozoa; Actiniaria; Actiniidae. Gene Ontology annotation, cellular component: nucleus; cytoplasm. The record is from RefSeq and is a predicted model, not a curated record. Gene Ontology annotation, biological process: spliceosomal complex assembly; regulation of mRNA processing; peptidyl-serine phosphorylation.